AUGAUUAUCACAACUCCUACUAAGCUUGUCACUUUCAGCUGGUGGGAAUGGGAAGAUCCGAUCGUGCGGAGAAGCAGUUCCUACAGCACCUGGCCGCCGGAGGCCCUGCGUGAACUUGGGUCUAUUCGGCGACUGCUGCCACUGCUAUUGCUAGCGAUACCCACUCGCCUCUCCAGUUCUGGGCCUAGGGAUUCUACUGCUUCUGGUAUCUACCGAUAUCUGUGGCGUUGGCGCCCGCAGAGUGAUUCGUCUGAUGUCACCAACCACUCUGAUAUUUUCAAUCCCCGUGUCCAUUUCCAGACAGUCAUGGCCUUCCCGCAAGAUCAACCGAGUAUCGAUGAGGUCAAGGUCUCGGUGGAUGCAGCGUUGGACACGUUGCAGUCCUCUCUGCGAAGCCUCAAUCAUCAAAUAUGGUCAAACCCGGAAACGGGGUAUCAGGAACACAAGGCCCACGAUACUAUCUGCGACUUUCUCGAGAAGCAAGGGCUCACCGUCACUCGUCAUGCUUACGGCCUCGACACCUCGUUUGAAGCCAUCAGCGGCUCUGGAGGCCGUCUAAUCAACUUCAACGCUGAAUACGAUGCCCUGCCCGAUAUCGGCCAUGCUUGUGGCCAUAACCUGAUCACGACAAGUAGCGUGUCAGCUUUUUUGGCUCUUUCUGCUAUUCUGAAACAAUAUGGCAUUCCUGGUCGGACCCAGCUCCUGGGAACUCCUGCCGAAGAGAAUGGCGGUGGAAAGGCUAAACUUAUCGAGAAUGGUGCUUAUAAGGGGGUUGAUAUCUCACUGAUGGCCCACGCAGGUCCAAAGAAACUCUUCCCUGGGGUGCGGGAGGAAGGCGUUGGUGGCGUCUUGAUGAACGCCAGGAAGGAAAUCCACUGCGAGUUCACAGGACGAAGUGCCCAUGCAGGAGGUAACCCAUGGGAGGGUAUAAAUGCACUCGAUGCCUUGGUGACCUCGUAUAACAACGUUGCCGUCCUGCGCCAGCAACUCAAGCCUGAUGAGCGCGUACAUUGUGCCUUCCUCGAUACUCCUAAAGUCGCCAACGUGAUCCCCUCGUAUACCAAGGCAUACUGGCAGGUCCGCAGCCCGACGUUAAAAGGGCUGAACAGGCUGAUGGUCAAAGUCCGGAACUGUAUAGAAGCCGGGGCAUUGGCAACGGGAUGUGAGGUCAACAUCGUUGAGGACCAAUUAUACACUGACAUAAAGAUCAACGAUACGCUAUGUGAUCGAUAUCAGUCCCAUAUGGCACGUUACUCUCGCAGUGUACUCAAACGCCAUGAUAAGGUUAUGACUGGCUCUUCAGACAUCGGUGCGUUGUAUCUCAUCAUCUCGGCGAGAGAUGGAAAGCUAACGGCACCAGGCAAUGUCAGCUACGUACUCCCCACCUUACAUACCAUGUUUGGGAUCCCUGCCCCCGACGGAUCGUUUCCUCAUCACCCGACCUUUGCCUCUGCGGCUGGCACCGACGAUGCCCACGAAGAAGCAGUUGUGGUUGGAAAGUCGCUGGCUUUGAUCGGGUGGGAGAUGGUGACGAACAACACCUUCACUUGCCGCCGUCGAAAGGUGAAAUGUGGUGAGGAGCGUCCAACAUGCCAGCGCUGUUUCAAUCUGCGAUUGAAUUGCGAAUGGGGAGUUCCUGUAAAGCGCGGCAAGCCUGCCUCCGUCCGCCAUCUCCAGCCGGCUGAGCCUCGGUGGUCGGGAAAUGAUAUAGUCUCCGUCAAUUCUGCGACUGCGACGCACGGGAUUCUGAAUCCGCAGUACGCAAGCACCCUGGCAGCGAUAUGGCAGCAUCCCGGCACUAUCACAGACUUCACCCCGAUCCUUCCGGAGACGCUUUCCACAGCGGGCUGGCCCUGCUUUCCUCCCCUCACGCCAGUUUCUCCUCUAUACCCAUCGCUCUCGGAACCAGACCUUGCCUGUUCGAACUCGUUGAUUCUCUCCGACCAUGACAAAAAAUACUUUCAGUAUUUCCCAUCCUCCUCGGUGGUGUUCUACUAUAUGAAGUCCUGGCAGUGGAGCAGCUUCAAUUAUCUGUACCAGGGGCCGGCUGCGACGAAUAAGGUCAUCAUGCGCAUGAUACUAGCUCUCUCAGCCAGCGAUAUGCAUCGCAACGGGCUCAUAGUUCGAUCUCCGGGGCGUCCGACGGCAGAAGAUCACGGUCGCUACCAUUACGGACUGGCUGUCAAGGAAUUCCGCCAAUUACUAGAAACCCCCACCAAACUUCAAGUGACACCGACGGAGCUAGAGAUUAUUUUCGCCACCAUGUUUUUAAUGAUCACAUACGAAUGGCAGUUUGGUCACUGUGUACACCAUCUUCAAUUGCAUUUGCAAGGUGUGCGAUCCUUAUUGGAAUCCCAUCCGGAAGUGUUCCACAUCAAGGACGUGAACAAUGUGCUUCUAUCCAUUGACUCGGAACAGUCGGAUGAAUCGGUGUCCCGCGUCUCAUUCAUCCCGGAACAACUGCUGCUUUGGAUACUCUACAUCGAUGUGAGCUGCCGUCCUCAAGGAACCACGGAAUCGCUGUAUGAGUAUGUUUUACGGUCGGGUAUUCCGGCUCUUCAUCCGGAUCGGUUGUAUCGCUGCGCUCGUCUUUGGGGACGCUGUUUCUAUGGAAAGCAAUAUCCUGAUCAACAAGUGUCGGACGAUAUGGAGAAUUAUCGUGGCUUGGAAUUGAUUCAUAUCGCCAUGACGCUGCGGUACAAAACGUGGCAGGUGCUUGUUGAUGAUCCCAGUCGCAGUGGCUUUGAGGGUGAAUCUUUGUUCAAUGAAAUGAUGUCAAUUCACGAUCAAUACUCUGACCUUUUUAUAACGGCUAAAUUUGCUGGCCCAACCUCGAUGCGCCGUACCCUCAACACGAUUAAUAUGGCCGUCAGUACCUUCUACGCUCAGAUUCUUUUCCAUCGCCGCCUUCUCCGCCCUCCCGGUCCCCCCGCCACCAUCCAUCGUCAUGCCGUCACCAACAUCCUUGAAAUCACUCGCAAGCAAUACACCUCCGAGCCGCGACUCCUUCGCCGACUACACUGGCCCCUGUUGAUGGCGGUCAUCGAGACCGAAGACCCGAUUCAACGAGACUGGAUGUGUCAACGACUAUCCGAACUUCGACAAUACCACUCGGAAUUCCGCUGGGCCCACGACUUAGCUGACGAGGUUCUUGCUCGACAGGACACCAGCCAAGGAGAAUACGUCGAUUUGGCAGAAUUGCUGCGCAAUCAGGACAGUUUCCUACAAAAGCUUUAG
Molecule: messenger RNA, 3237 nt
Organism: Aspergillus affinis
Lineage: Eukaryota; Fungi; Ascomycota; Eurotiomycetes; Eurotiales; Aspergillaceae
Product: Peptidase M20D
Exons: 9
Coding region: 1-3237 (1078 amino acids)
Biological process (GO): regulation of DNA-templated transcription
Molecular function (GO): dipeptidase activity; DNA-binding transcription factor activity, RNA polymerase II-specific; zinc ion binding
Source: RefSeq, a predicted model, not a curated record